Molecule: messenger RNA, 490 nt
Organism: Chelmon rostratus (copperband butterflyfish)
Lineage: Eukaryota; Metazoa; Chordata; Actinopteri; Chaetodontiformes; Chaetodontidae
Gene: lgals2b
Product: lectin, galactoside-binding, soluble, 2b
Exons: 4
Coding region: 1-402 (133 amino acids)
Molecular function (GO): carbohydrate binding; galactoside binding; laminin binding
Source: RefSeq, a predicted model, not a curated record
AUGCCCUAUAAACUCAAUGACAUGUCAUUCAAGGAGGGGCGUGAGUUAAAGAUCUGCCUCAAGCUCAAGGAUGACUGCAACUCCUUUGCCAUCAACAUCGGUCAUGAUUCUGAGAACAUCGCGAUGCACUUGAACCCCCGUUUCAACCACUGCAACGACACAAACACCAUCGUCUUCAACUGCCUGUCCGGGGGUUAUUGGGGUGAUGAGCAACGUGAGGGAAAUUUCCCCUUUGUGGCUGGGGAGGAAUGCAAGUUUUGCAUUAACUUCAACAGUGAGCAGUUUUACAUCAAGCUCCCUGAUGGCUCCAUGACAAACUUCCCCAACCGAAUGGGAGAAGUCAAGUACAAGUACAUAAACGUGUGCGGUGACGCAAGGGUCAUCAGCCUCAAGAUCAAGUAGAGGACCAGCUCUUCCUAACCCUUUCUGACCUGUCUGUUUUACAUUAUUGGGCCCAAGUUUCUUAUUCAAGAGCCGUAUGGAAACAUAA